This is a messenger RNA of Paramecium primaurelia, 589 nucleotides long. NCBI's taxonomy places the organism in Eukaryota, Ciliophora, Oligohymenophorea, Peniculida, Parameciidae. The record is from the annotation of a GenBank genome assembly.
AUGCAAUUUUUUCAUUUAUAGAGAACAGGAAAGUUCAAAGAAUUGAUUGAGAAGUAAAAAUGUGAAAUUUAACAAACAUAAAAGUUGCAUCAUUAAAAGUUUGAUAUAUUGGAACAAUUAAAAGCAUUUAAAAACAAUGAUUCAAAAGAUUAGUAACAAAUAACUCCUAUAAUUUAGAUAGAACAAAUAGAUUAAGAUUAAGUAAUUAGAUUUACCAAAAUUAAUGAAAAGAAUAUAUUCAGAAAAAAAACUUAAAGUUAACAGUUAAUUAUAGGCAAAACAAAGUGAGAAGACUGAAGCUAGCUUAAGUAAAUCUAAGUUCCAUUCAACGAGACUUAAGACUAAUGAUGAAAUUCCAUUUGUCAAGCCUAAAUUGGUUAAUAUAGCUUCAACAGAUAGGAUUUCAACAGAAUGCAAAGAAAGAUAAGAUUAUCUGAAUUAUACUUUCGGAACAUAAUUCAGACUUCGAACAACAAAUAUAUCUCAUUCAAAUUGUAAAAGCAUGAUGAAUUAAAAAAGAUCCACAUCUCAAACAAGUAGAAUAAUGACAACUUCAUAAUAAAGAGUGAUUAACAAAAUUUUUUAAUGA